Messenger RNA from Aureobasidium musti, 1098 nucleotides. NCBI's taxonomy places the organism in Eukaryota, Fungi, Ascomycota, Dothideomycetes, Dothideales, Saccotheciaceae. The record is from the annotation of a GenBank genome assembly.
GACAAGCAAUGCCGCAAGCACGGACGAUGGCUGCACGCUUGGGAGCGCAGGUGUCGCCUGUUGGCUCUGGUCGUCCUCAUCUCACUAGGGGUGAUAACUUUGCUGCAAUCGCUGCAGACAACUCCUAGCAUACAUGAUAUACCACUUUCAAUCCGCGGACACAAACUUCGAGGUUCUUCUGGAGCGAAACACCAUCCAGCCCAGUCAAUUCGUAUCAAGAAGGUAUCGGCACUUUUCGGCGAACCGAAUUAUCUCUAUGAAGCUGCUCUUGCGACCCACGAACGACACAAUGCCCUGCAUGGGUACAAGAUGCAGGUGUUGCGAGAACGUAUCCAUGCAAGCUUUUUGGCCAAGCCGGCGUAUCUCAUGUCUGUUCUCGUGGAAGAGUUGGCCAAGCCGUGGGAUGAGCGAAUGCAGUGGCUGGCCCAGCNNUGGGUUGAUCCGGAUACGCUUGUAUUGAAUCAGCAAAUUCCACUGGAGCUGUUCAUGCCUCCUCCUGAUGAGGAAAUCAACUUGAUCGCAACUCAUGACGACGAUGGCUACUUCAAUGGCGGUGUCUUCUUCCUGAAGGUCGACAGCUGGUCUCUGGAGUUUUUGGUACAAGUGCUUGCAGUGCCUCUGACAGACAGAAAGCAUCACGUCUCCUUGAACAAGGACCACGCGGCGCUCGAACAAAUCAUGGAGAGUCAGAGAUUCCGCAGCGGAGUAACUUAUCAGCCUCGGCUCUGGUUCAAUGCCUUCGAUUACAACAAGACGUACGAAGGCGAAUCUGGGAACCUGAUGGUGCACCUUCUUGACCUUGGUGGAGACAAAUGGGCUAGGAUGGACAAGUAUUUGGGCAACGUGACGAGCAAGAUCAAUCCUCACGAAGUACCGCUGGACCAGACGAAGUAUGAGAAGCAAGUGCAAGGUUUCUGGAAAAGAAUGGCAGAUUCACGCAAGAUUCUCAAGGAAGCGAAGGCAAAGGAAAAGGGUCACGAUGAGAUCAAGGAGGCAGCGAGAAGAUUGAAAUUUGCGUUGGACUUCGAGACGGACAAUGAGGUGGUGAUCAGAGGAGCAUACGAUUCGCUGUUAAAGGCAUUGUACGAGAACAAGUAA